UUGAGAAAGAAGCCAUGUUUUUGUGGCUGCCUGUGUGUGAAAACAUAUAAAAUUAUUUUCCAACUGUAAUCGAAGUGAAAGAAAAUAAUUGUUUUCAUUGGGAGUUUCAAAGCAUUGACGUGGAUUUCCUUGCGUUGCCUAGCCGUUUUUUUCAGCUGAAGUGUGCUUGAAGUUGAGAAUUUACAUCUAAGUGUUCAUUCAAAUAUAUAUCGCCGAUUAAGUUCGCUAAUUAUUUAUACGUUCCAGAAAUUACGUAAAAAAACGUCCAGUUAAAACUUUGAAUAAAAAAUGAACUAAAGUAUUUUCUGAAAUGCCUCCAAGUUAAAUUUUGCGGUGCAUAGAUGUGUAUGUAUACAUACAUAAGUGAAAAGUCGAGAACAGUCAAGUCGUGAAAAGCGUCAAUUUAUUAUUUGUAAAAGUGCAGUGUUAAAAUAUUCUUCGGUAUAUCGCGCGGGUUUUUUGCCUGAAGGUUAUGACAAAUGAAAGAGAGAUAUUCAAUAUGUGGCAAAAAGAAGACAGUAUUUUGUGUGAAUUUAAAGCGUUCCUGUUUUCGGGUGGUUCUAAAACAAAUUUAAUUGAAAAUGGAUUCGGAUGAUUCUAACCCGGGAUCUUCGGUAUCAAAUUCAUCAUCAAAUUCAUCGGAGAAUUCACGAUCUUCACCCGAACCUUCAAAUGAAGUGGAAGCCAUAAACACACUCAAUGUGGAGGCAGGUGAAAAUGUGGAAGGACAAGAAUUAUCGAGAUCAAAUUCACGGUGUUCAAAUGAUGGUGCGAAUUCUCCACAUUCGUCCUCCAAAUCUGAAUUUAAUUCUUCAUCGUCUUCUUCGUCUAGUGAUAACGAAAUCGAUGGUAUAAAAUCGCCUGUCGAAAAUUCACCCACUAAAAGAAGUCGUACCCCGUCACCUCAAGCCUCAAAGUCUCAACGGAGCUCAAGACAUUCAAGUUUAUCAUCUAACAGUAGCCGAAGCAACAGUCCUAAUUCUAAUUUCCGUAAUGGCGGACCAAAUAUAAGCCAUGAAGAACUGAGUGAUGUAAGCGAUUUGGAGAGUGAAAAGCGCGGUUCACUUUUGAAUAGUAGUAAGCAGUCUAUAGAGGACGAAGCAACAAAUGUUUCUUCAGCAUCUGCUCCUUUAGACCAAGAAAUCGAUCAAAAAGAGAAUAAUUCGGAACGGCGGUUUUCUUUAGAAACUGAUAACAGUCAAAAUGCAGUAAUUACGGACUUACGUCAAAAACUGGACUUAAUAAAAACUCACGGAAAGACGAUGGAAAACCCAAAAGCAACUGAAGAAGCAGCAAGUUCAAAUGAAAACGACAAACAAAGUGAUCCCAUCGAGGUUUUGGUGAAAUCAAAUGAUGAAGAUGCCUUAGACUUCGAGGCUGAAGAAGGCGAAUGUCAAGAUAUAAGUAAGGAUGAUGAGAAGCAGAUACAUGAACAACAAAGUAAAUUAGGAAAAGAGAAUGAAAGAUCUUCGAAAUCUGAUGGAGAAGCCGAAGACGGCGAAGAACUAGAAGAAGGCGAAGUGUCGGAUGAAGAUGAGAAACGACCGGAGGAAACUGAACCCAAACCUGUGUGCCGCUUUUAUACCCGUGGUCAAUGCACUUGGGGAAUGAGUUGUCGCUUUCUUCAUCCUGGUGUAACUGAUAAGGGAAAUUAUACAAUGUUUGAUUUGGUACGUCCGGUUCCCGUAACGCAAACAGGACCAUCUGCCACUCGGCCUGCCAAUUAUCCAACUCAUCCAAUUGACUAUCAUGAUUUUCGCACUGACCGUCCAGCAUUACAUCACCGCUUGGGCCUACAACAUGCACCUGCAGUUUAUGGUGCACACCAUGAUCCUAGGGCAGCAACAGCGGAUGCUCCAGUCGUUAUUGAAAGUGCAUGGGAACGCGGCUUACGAACAGCUAAAGAAAUGAUGCGUAAGGCAAAUAAACGAAAAGAGCAAGAUAUGGAUUUUGAGGAUAAGAAAAUGAAUUUGACUUUAUCUCCAGACGAAAUAGAAAAGGAUGCUUAUUAUUUAAAGGAGAGGGGUUCCCCACAAGAUAUUGCUCCAGCGUAUGGCCGACAUGGCUUAUAUCAAGAACCACUUGGUAUAUACAGUCCAACCGACCGAUUUGCGCGUGGUCCGCCAAUACCAGCAACAUAUGAUGAUGUGGACUCAUAUGGACGAUCAACACGAUAUCGUGAACUGCCUCCUCAUCGUAUGCCGCAGUAUGAAGAUGAACGACGAGUACGUCCUACUCGCGAAGUUAUUGUUCAGCGUGUGGAACCUGUUGGUCGUGGUGAUGAGUGGCGUGACCCAUGGAUGAGAUCUCCUGGCGGGCGUGGAGAAUCACGGGAUCAUAGUAGCAAACGCCGUCAUGAUCGUCGUAGCUAUAGUAGCAAUUCUUCGUAUUCUUCUUCGAGCAGCUCCCGAUCUGAUUCAAGCUCGGAAAGUAGCCGUUCGUCUACCCCAGUUGGUCAUAGGCGUCGUUAUAAUAGUUCGCAUAAGGUAUCACCAUCACGUAGACAUGGAAUGCGAUCUGCACGAUCACCGAGCCUCCCUCGUCGUCCUCGCCAUUCUCCAAGUAAUCGGCAUUCUCCCAAUGUGAAGAGAAAAAAUUCACUGUCACCUGCAAUGGAAAAGAGAAAUGCAUAUAGUCCAUUGCAUAAGCGAAAGAAGCCAAUAGCAACCGCGAAAAAAUCUGAUAAGUCGAAAUCUAGACACCGAGUUACUUCGAGUUCAUCUGGAUCAGGUUCGUCUGAUUCGAGUGAUUCUGAUUCAGAUACUGGUUCGUCCAGCUCCGACAGUUCGUCAAUGUCUAGAGGGCGGUCUAACAUUAAACGCUCCAGAACUACGGAUAAGAUAGUGCAUGAAAGAAGAGGAGGGAAGAAAGCUGAACCAACUAAAAAGAGAUCACCAAUAUCUAUUGAAAUUAAAAAACAACCCACUGUAGGAGUAUCGGCUCUAGCUUCAUCACCAACACAUUCAAUAAAUUCGGAAAAGGAUUUGAAAAAGUCGCGACGUGAAGAAUUAUUAAAACAACUCCGUGCAGUAGAGGACGCUAUCGCAAAAAAGAGAUCUAAACUUAACUGAUAAAUUGGCGGACAAUCUAAAAAAAUUAACAAAUUAGUAGAUUAAAAUUGUAUUAGAAACAAACAUUGAUUAAAUAUACUUAAAUAUGUACAAAAAGUGUAUUUGUCAAAACCAAUUCCAGUUUACUAUAUGUGUGAAAUAAUUAAAUUCACUCUAGAAACAAUAUUUAAGAAUGCGAUUCCUGAUAAUAUUACCCAUUAGUAGUGAUAAAUAUAUGACAAACAUUUUCAAAACCUA
Messenger RNA from Anastrepha obliqua, 3308 nucleotides. Its product is annotated as zinc finger CCCH domain-containing protein 18. The record is from RefSeq and is a predicted model, not a curated record. Bases 582 to 3071 code for a protein of 829 amino acids. The transcript has 9 exons. NCBI's taxonomy places the organism in Eukaryota, Metazoa, Arthropoda, Insecta, Diptera, Tephritidae. Gene Ontology annotation, molecular function: metal ion binding.